GACGUCAGUUAAUGUUAUACUAAAAUUAUACUGUACUUUCGACUGGAGUUGACUUGGCUUCUUCGUCUCGCUUCUCCUGGUCUGUGGGCUUUAAGGCACAUUGAAAUCAAUAUGACGGCAAUAAAAAUCAGGGUUGGGGCUGAUCCACGUGGGAAGUCCACUCCUCUUUUUUUAGACUUAUUUUGCCGCAGUCUUAUUAUCCUGUGUACAUUUCUGUCUGUCAUCCUCUCCUCAAUUGCAGUGUGUGAUGGUCACUGGCUGCUCACUGGCCGCCGUAUGUUUGGCCUGUGGUAUUUCUGCUCACUGGAGGAGCAGCAGGGCUCUGUGUUGGGGUCCCAGAGUUUUAAAGCAUCCUCUAACUGCACUAGACAUCUGGAGGAGGCAGGGGUGGAUGGUCUGGGUUUGGGCUUGGCGGCGUGUCGUUCUGUGAUUACUCUGGCUGUGGUCAGUGCCAUAUUUGGACUGGAGUUGCUUGUGAUGUCACAGGCCAGCGAAGGGAGGGACUCCAGUCGACGCUGGACCUUCGGGGCAUGGCUGGUGCUGCUGGCAGGGGUAAUGGCUGCUGGAGGAAUUGCAACUUUUGUACUCCUGUUAGGGGCAUUUGCAACGCUCCUUGGGUUUACUCUCACCUUCUGGUGUCAGUUCACUGCCACCUUCCUGUUCUUCCUCAAUGGAAUGGCAGCACGGCACAUCCAGCAUAUUGAACCACUGUUGCCCUUUAGUGGACCUCCUGACAAACUGUAGAAAUAAGGCCAGCACUAACAAUAAACUCUCUAAAACUUGGAGAAGCUACAUUAGAAGCUGCUGUUGGUUCAUCUGGAGCAGUUCUGUAUCUGCAUUCUUUUGCAUCAAGUGAUUUUGAAGAUUUAUAAAUAAUGAUUUAGAAAUAAUGAUUUAUAAAUAGUGGACUUUCUUAAAAGGUCCCAAAAUGGCCCAAUGUAUCAAUGUUAAUAUGAAGGAAUUAUCCAUUUUCUUUUAUCACAGGUGUUAUUUUAAAUAGCGCUUUGCAUUGUGUUGUGUUUUAGGGUUGAAGGAAAUGUUUGAAAACUUAAUAGAAAAUAUCCUGGCAUAAAAUUACUGCAGGCCUGGUGUGCAAAUAAAUGUUUUUACUAGUU
Molecule: messenger RNA, 1115 nt
Organism: Cyprinus carpio (common carp)
Lineage: Eukaryota; Metazoa; Chordata; Actinopteri; Cypriniformes; Cyprinidae
Product: voltage-dependent calcium channel gamma-like subunit
Exons: 2
Coding region: 112-744 (210 amino acids)
Cellular component (GO): membrane
Molecular function (GO): voltage-gated monoatomic ion channel activity; calcium channel activity
Source: RefSeq, a predicted model, not a curated record